Hemibagrus wyckioides is the source of this 2450-nucleotide messenger RNA. Its product is annotated as interferon-induced protein 44-like. The transcript has 9 exons. NCBI's taxonomy places the organism in Eukaryota, Metazoa, Chordata, Actinopteri, Siluriformes, Bagridae. The coding region runs from base 167 to 1051 and encodes 294 amino acids. The record is from RefSeq and is a predicted model, not a curated record.
UAAAGGUCUACACUGGAGCUUGUAUCUAAUAAAAGACACAUCUGUCGUCUUCUCCAUUUUAAGUAAAAAUAUAAAUGUGGAAUUCAAUACAUCUAUUUUGUGUCCUGAUGGCAGAAUAACAAGAUUCUGCUUCUGUAAAACUUGCAUCCAGCCGAUUAAAGCAACCAUGGCUUUCUUUGAGAGUGUAUGGAAUGUCGUAUACAAAUUCUGGUAUGGUGUUGAAAUGUUGUCAAAAGCCUGGAGAAAAGUAAAUUGGGACAGUAAAAGUGAGCUCGAAAACAGUUUGAGAAAUUUCACCCUAAGUAAUCCAAAUAUCGGACAUCUUCGAAUCCUACUUCAUGGACCUGUCGGAGCUGGAAAGUCCACCUUUAUAAAUUCAAUCUACAGUGUCUUUCAGCACCGGAUAAGUAACAAAGUGAAAGCCGCACCAUCAACAUCCACAAGUUGCACAAAAACUUACAAAGGCUAUGAAAUCAAUUGUUCACCCUCUGGAACUUUGCCAAUCACCAUAGUUGAUUUUAUGGGUCUGGAAGAAACGGCACAAAAUGUUCAUCCUGAUGAUUUGAAAAAUGCGCUGCUUGGACAUUUGCCAGAUGGUUAUAAGUUCAAUCCUGCAAAGCCAUUGUCUUCAAAUGAUCCGCGCUACAUCAAGAACCCCUCAGAAGGAGAAAAAACACAUUGCCUAGUCUGUGUUGUGUCAGCCAACACUAUCUCGCUAAUGACUAAUGCGGCCAUUGACAAGAUGAAAAUGCUUUUGGAGGAAGCCAGUGAACUUGGAAUCCCUGGAGCUGUUAUCAUGACUAUGAGCGAUCUAACCUGUCCAGCUGUUAAAAGAGAUGUGAAAUAUAUCUACACAAGCAACAGAAUUAAAACGAAGAUGGAAGAAUGCAGUAACAGACUGCAAAUUCCAAUGACCUGCAUCUUCCCUGUGAAGAACUAUCAUGAGGAAAUAGAAACAAACGAUGACACAGACAUCCUCCUCCUGUUGGCACUGAAACAAAUUGCACAUUUUGCCAAUGAUUAUGUUGAAGACCUUGAACAACAGGAAUGAUCUGAAAAUUCUCUCCAAAUAACAGCUGACUAGAAAAUGAAAGAGAACAUUUCUUUGCAUAAUGACCAUGUUACAGAGAAUAGACAAUGUCGAAAAAUGGCUUUAUUUUACUUAACUAGCAAACAGCAUAAUAACCAGCUAAUGAGAUAAAUACCUGCUACUGUAUUAAUAUCAUGCUCUAUAAUCUAACAGUCUGUCAAUUCAAGACAGCUUACUUACAUUGCUCUUUCUAAGUGUGAAAGUGUCUUGUCUCUUUGAUUAGAAAAAAAAAAGAAAGCUACAUAGACUGAUCAGGCAUAACAUUAUGACCACUGACAGGUGAAAUGAAUAACACUGGUGAUCUCCUCAUCAUGGCACCUGUUAGUGGGUGGGAUAUAUUAGAGGCAGCAAGUCAACAUUUUAUGCUUAAAGUCGAUGUGUUAGAAGCAGGAAAAAUGGGCAAGCCUAGGGAUUUGAGCGAGUUUGAUGAAGGGCCAAAUUGUGAUGGCUAGACCACUGGAUCAGAGCAUCUCCAAAACUGCAGCUCUUGUGGGGUGUUCCCGGUCUGCAGUGGUCAGUAUCUAUCAAAAGUGGUCAGAGGAAGGAACAGUGGUGAACAGGCGACUGGGUCAUGGGCGGCCAAGGCUCAUUGAUGCAUGUAAGGAGCGAAGGCUGGACCGUGUGAUCCGAUCCAACAGACGAGCUACUGUUGCUCAAACUGCUGAAGAAGUUAAUGCUGGUUCUGAUAAAACGGUGUCCAAAUACACCGUACAUGAUGGGUCAGGGCUGUUUUGGCAGCAAAAGGGGGACCAACACAAUAUUAGGCAGGUGAUCAUAAUGUUAUGCCUGGUCAGUGUAAAUAAUCGUAAGAACUUACCAGAGUUUAACCUCAGAAGGCAUGUAGGGCAACUAGGCAUUCUUUGUAUUAUUCUGAUGUAUAGAUGUUUCCUUGAAUCACUGCAUCAUUUAACUGUACUUGCUGAGCUUGUUCAUUCAGUAAAUUAAACAAAUCUUUAUUAAAUGUUACAAAAUAACCAGGAGAUUUAGAUUAGAUCUCUGUCUCUUUGCUCUUGAAACAGUAAAUCAGACCAAAUGUGAGUGACAAAUCUUCCACUGUGUACAAACUAACUAUUUUCCUGUUCCUGUCAGCUUACCCUUAUUUUUCGUGCUGUCCUAAAGACAAAACGAAUAUCAUGCGUUUGUCUUUUCAUUACUGAUGCCUCUGUAAAAUAAAGACUGUUAGUCACGGUAACAAGACAAGAUUUACUCACAAAAUGAUUUACUCACCUUCACGUUGUUCCAAACCUGUACGCUGUUUUCAGUGAAAUACAAAAACAAUUAAAAAAAAAAAUGUUUACACAGCUAAACUAUAAAAGUCCAUUUUGAGUUUUAUGGAUAAUUUUCUCAGAAAAGUGAAUGA